Molecule: messenger RNA, 1107 nt
Organism: Auxenochlorella protothecoides
Lineage: Eukaryota; Viridiplantae; Chlorophyta; Trebouxiophyceae; Chlorellales; Chlorellaceae
Product: S-(hydroxymethyl)glutathione dehydrogenase
Exons: 10
Coding region: 1-1107 (368 amino acids)
Molecular function (GO): zinc ion binding; oxidoreductase activity
Source: RefSeq, a predicted model, not a curated record
AUGACCACUCUGGCAGGCAAACUCAUGCCCAAGCGGGAUGCCACCCCCGAGGUGACCAUCACCUCCAUCAAGGACGAGACCCGGACCAUGAAGUCUGUGCAAUGGUUCGGAACGAAGGACAUUCGGGUGGUCGAAGUUCCAGUUCCAAAAGUCACCGAUGAGGGUGAUGUAAUUCUUCGUGUCACCACCACUGCCAUCUGCGGCUCGGACCUGCACUUUUACAAUGGUGCCAUGCCCGGAAUGAAGAAGGGCGACAUCGUGGGACAUGAGUUCAUGGGCGUUGUGGAAGCCGCGGGACCCAAUGUGAAGAAGUUCAGUGUCGGAGACCGUGUCGUCGUCGCCUUCGACAUCGGAUCCGAUGUCAACUGCCUCAAGGUGCCGGAGGGCAUGCCCGACGACAAGGUCAUUUUCCUCUCCGACAUCAUGCCCACUGGCUGGCAUGGCGCAGAGUGCGGCCAGGUGGGAGAGGGCGACAACGUCGCCAUCUGGGGCGCCGGACCCGUCGGCCUGCUGGCGGCCCAGUCCUGCUACGUCCGCGGUGCAGCCAAGGUGGCCAUCAUCGACUCGGAGCAGUACAGGCUGGACUACGCGGUUGCCAAGCUGCCAGGCAUCCACACCGUCAACUUCAAGGAGGUCAAGGUGCUGGAGGCCCUGCACAAGAUCUUCCCUGUCGGACCGGGGCCUGAUGUGGCCAUCGAGGCGGUGGGCUUGCACUAUGCCACGUCUUGGCUGCACAAGAUUGAGAAGGCCCUCAUGCUGGAGACCGAUCCAUCCGAGGUCCUUAAUGAGAUGAUCGAGGCCACUCGCAAGCAUGGGCGCAUCUCUGUGAUUGGAGCGUACGCAGGCUACUGCAACCACUUCAACAUUGGCGCCUUCAUGGAGAAGUCGAUGACCAUGAGUGGUGGGCAGACUCCCUGCCAGAAAUACUGGCCCACCCUUGUCAAGCUGAUGCAGGCAAGUCCCUUUCUGGAGGGCAAGCUGGACCCCACCAUCGUCAAGACGCAUGAGCUUCCGCUGGAGCAAGCUCCCGAGGCCUACAAGAUGUUCGACGAGAAGACGGAUGAGGUGGUCAAGGUGGUGUUGAAGCCAGCACUGAAGGGCGAGUGA